Messenger RNA from Suillus clintonianus, 1179 nucleotides. Its product is annotated as WD40-repeat-containing domain protein. The annotation marks the transcript as partial. Gene Ontology annotation, molecular function: protein binding. NCBI's taxonomy places the organism in Eukaryota, Fungi, Basidiomycota, Agaricomycetes, Boletales, Suillaceae. The record is from RefSeq and is a predicted model, not a curated record. Gene Ontology annotation, cellular component: cytosolic [4Fe-4S] assembly targeting complex. The transcript is spliced from 5 exons. Gene Ontology annotation, biological process: iron-sulfur cluster assembly.
GAUGGACGUCGACCUACCCUGCAAGCUUGAACUCAUUUCCGAUCUUCUAGGACACGAUGAACGCGCUUGGCAGGUGGCAUGGAAUCCCGCCAAGCCUCUACUAGCAUCAUGCUCCGCAGACAAGUCUGUGCGAAUGUACAGCUACCGGCCAUCCGACCACGGAAGUAAAGCUCUGGCCUUUUCACACGUGGGCACUAUUCCGACGGGACAUACGAAAACCGUACGCAGUAUCGCAUGGGCACCAUCAGGCAAGACGCUUGCCACCGGAUCAUUCGAUUCCAAUGUCGGGAUAUGGGAGCGAGAGGAUGUUUCGGACUCCGAGGAUGCAGGGGAAACUGCGGGGGAUUGGGAAUGCGUGACUCUGCUUGAAGGGCAUGAAACGGAAUGCAAGAGUGUCGGAUAUUCAAGUUCAGGAACACUGCUAGCGAGCUGCAGCAGAGAUAAGACUGUAUGGAUUUGGGAGGUUAAACCCGAUGCAGAUUUUGAAUGUAUGGGCGUACUCAUGGAACAUAGCCAGGACGUGAAAUGCGUUGCAUGGCACCCUUCCGAAGAGAUACUUGCAUCCGCUUCGUACGACGAUACCAUAAGGCUCUACAUAGACGAUCCUUCUGAAGACUGGUUUUGUUUCUCGACCCUUUCUGGUCACAAGUCGACCGUCUGGUCUCUUGCUUGGUCGCCUCGAGGGAGUUAUCUCGCCUCAUCCUCCGAUGACCUUACGAUCAGGAUAUGGCAGAGAGUAGAAGAACACAAAUGGAAAUCCGUAUUGGAGCUGAGGGGGCAUGAAAGGAGUAUCUACUCGAUCAGCUGGGGAGUUGGGAAGAGCGAGAGUGAGAAUCUUGGGUGGCUCGCGACCACUGGCGGCGAUGGUAAAAUCAAUGUCUGGGAGAUAACUGAAACACAACACACCAAGGAUCCCCUGAGCGCAAAACUACUUGCGAAAAUAUCUGGAGCUCACGACGUCAGUGACAUCAAUUCUGUCUCAUGGUGCCCUCGGCCAGAUCAUCCAGAUUUAUUGGCCACUGCUGGUGAUGAUGGCUCUGUUAAGGUAUGGAAGGUAGUACCAUCUUAAAUUUACUAUGUACAAUGUUUCAUUUAUGCAAGAUCUAAGUGUGAUUAACGUAUUACGCGUGGAUACGGAUUUUGCACGGACUGAACAAAUUGAUUUACGUAUACUGUGAU